Penicillium cataractarum is the source of this 5211-nucleotide messenger RNA. RefSeq names its product histidine kinase-like ATPase domain-containing protein. Bases 1 to 5211 code for a protein of 1736 amino acids. Lineage: Eukaryota; Fungi; Ascomycota; Eurotiomycetes; Eurotiales; Aspergillaceae. The transcript is spliced from 2 exons. The record is from RefSeq and is a predicted model, not a curated record.
AUGGCCUUGAACAUGGAUUUCAACGCUCUGAAAGCCCGGACCAUGGGGUCUGGUGCUGAUGAAGAAGCAGUGACGGUUGACACACGGGGCCUGAUCUCCAAAGUUCUCGCUCGCUAUUCUGGAAAAUGGACCGUCCUGCGUGAAAUGAUUCAAAACGCUGCCGAUGCUUCCGCGACUAAAGUGACAAUUAAAUUCGAGACUCUCCCCUCCACAACGGUACCAACUCCAUCCUCGACGGAUCCUACGGCCCUCUUGAAGCAUACGAUCUCCAAUCAUACUCUUCGUCGUCUCUUGAUCUCAAAUAACGGUCUCCCGUUCAGUGAAAAGGACUGGGCUAGAUUGAAACGUAUUGCCGAUGGAAACCCGGAUGAAACAAAGAUUGGUGCUUUUGGUGUUGGCUUCUACAGUGUGUUUGAUGACUGUGAAGAACCAUUUGUAUCCUCGGGCAGUCAGGCUAUGGCCUUUUAUUGGAAAGGCAAUGCAUUAUUCACUCGCCGGUUGGACUUGGGUGAAACCCCAUCCCGGGACACGACCUUUGUGUUGGACUAUCGCAACGAUUCUUCCCCAGUUCCGUCCUUGAUGCAGCUGUGCCAGUUUCUAUCGAGCAGCUUGACAUUUGUUGCCUUGGAAGAGAUUGAGCUAUGGCUGGAUGAUCGGAACUUGCUCAAGCUGUCAAAGAAGACAGCACCUGGCGUCAAUGUUCCAAUCCCCAGGGACGUUGAAACAAGAACAAGUGAAGGGUUGAUGAAGGUUGCCAGCAUCACUCAAGAGAUUGCACAGGUUGAUGCGGCUUGGAUGCGAAUUGUGGAGUGGAACCCAAAUGCGAGCAUGUUAAGCUUGGACAACCUUCGGGAUACCACGAGCUCACUCCGCAGCUUCUUCUCCAAGUUCACUGGCCAGAAUGGACCCGACAAGCUUGCACAAUCCCAACAAGUAGAGAAGGUUGACGAGACAGCCAACAUGACUGCGAUGCUAAAGGCUACUGUCUUCCUGCACAUCAACACCGCGUCUAUCCAACCUUCAAUUAGCACUGCUCUCAGCAAAGAACUUGAACGAGCCACGAGGAAACCGCCUCCAAAGAGAGCAACCAUUGCCAUAUUGACGCCGUCUUACGAUGCCAACAUCGCGACGGGCGCAUCCGAGUCGCAAUCGGAGAUCCUGGCCUCCAUUCUCCCCACAAAGGCAGGAAGGAUAUUCAUCGGUUUCCCCACCCAGCAAACCACAGGCCUCAACGCUCAUGUGUCGGCACCAUCAGUUAUUCCUACUGUGGAGCGUGAAAGCAUCGAUCUCAACACUCGUUACAUCAGCAAGUGGAAUCUUGAGAUGCUCCGUGCAGUUGGCGUUGUCUGUCGAAUUGCCUGGUCUGCGGAGAUGAGCACCAUCAAAUCCAAGCUUGCUGCCAAGGUUGGCUCAAAACGUGCUUCAAAGAUUCGAAAAGAGGAUAUUGUGGAUGUCCUCCCUGAGGCUAUCCAUACUGCCAAUCAGUUCGUCUUCCGCGAGUCUACACCCUCUUCCGUUCUGGGACAAACGAUUGAGGAUGCCUUCUGGAUGUGCAACAGGAAUGCAUCUAUCGAGGUACUUUCUACAUGCGGUGUCAUUCCCAGUCAUCAAACCCGCAUUGCUCCCAAGGAUCUCAGUUUCAUGGACUCGAUUCCAGCGUUGCCAGAAGAGCUCGUCCUGAAUGCCAAGGAUUUUGUUCAGAGGUUGACAGACUUUGGUUUAGUUACAGAAAUCACAGUUUCUGAUAUCAAACGUGAAUUGGAGUCGAAUACAUUACGACCCAAUCAGAUCAUGGAGUUUUUGUCAUGGCUUGGUAGCAAGGCUGUUAGUGGACAACUCGACGGCAAGUCUGUGCAGAGUCUACUCCGGGUUGCAGUGGCAAAUGAUGAAGAGAAAGACGGCCAGCCUACACGUUUGAUCGUGUUUGCGGACAUCGCUGGGUUCCUGAACCCCCAUCGCAUCCCAGCUGAUCUCCCCGUGCCACCUUCGGUGAUGCCAUUCCGAUUCACUAGAUCUCUGAGUAAAUCGGAGCUUGAAGCUUUAGGCUGGGGGGAGCUGCAAAUCGUGCCCUGGAUCAGAUGGCUUGUCACGAAUGCCGGCGACGAGAGUCUGCUUGAGAAAGAGCAAAACAUCUUGAAAAGCCCUGCAUUUGCUGGGCAGGUUUUGCCUGUCUUGUCCAAGGGGUGGGAGAUCCUGAGCUCUUCGUCGAGGCAGGCAGUCAUCGAUGUUCUGCAACCGCAAACUGUGAUUCCGACCAAACUCGGGAUGAAGCAGCCGACGCAGACAUAUUUCGCCUCGGUUCGGCUUUUUGAUGAUCUACCUGUCGUCCACGGCCUCAAUGGUGUUAAGGAGAAAUUUUUGGUCUCACUUGGCGUUCGUAAGACCGUUGAGCUUGGUGUUAUCUUCGAUCGGUUGAUCAAUACACCCGAGGCUGUCGAUGCUAAGGGGCCUCCAGCCAGGAGAUGGAACCAUGUGGAUCUCAUCCGCUACCUCACCUCAGUCCGCGAGGACAUUCCUGCCAACGAUAUCCAGAGACUCAAGAACACGAGCAUUUGCACGGCUGAGAAUGACGCUCAGAACAGAGGUACUCGCUAUAAGAUAGCCGAGCUUUAUGAGCCAAAGGAUUCACUCCGUGCAUUGGGCCUACCCAUCAUUGAAUGGCCAGGCAUCUACAACAAUGCGAGCAAUGAAGGCAAGUUCCUUGCCAUGAUGGGAUUGAAGAGCUAUCCAUCCGGGUCCGAACUCAUCCGACUUAUGGUAAUGAGUGAUUCUGAAAAGGAUGCCAGUCGAAAGAACAAGGCAUUGACGUACUUCCUCAAUGAAUACCACACGAACGGAUAUGCCGCAUUUGAUAUCAGUGCCGUCACGGUGCCUUUCCUACCAGUCGAGGGCUCGGAAAGUCUCAGCACGCCAAAGAGAUGCUUUACCGACGAGGGUGCAUCUUUGUUCGGUUUCAACAUUCUGCAAAAGCGUCUCCAUCCGCAUGCUUCAAAACUGGGUGUGAAGCCCCAUCCUCCCAUGUCGGAUUGUCUUCAGACUCUCAUUCGCCAGCCCCCCGCCACUCAAAAGGAUGCCAGAACGAUCUUCAAAUACCUGGCAGGCAGGGUAUCUGACCUGAGUCCACAGGAUGUUGAGCGAGUUGGAAAUGCACCUAUCAUUCCUGUCGCGAUAAACACUCAGUCGGAAAAGGGCCCUCGUACUCGUCUCGUUGCACCCCGGCUUUGCUAUCUUGGCGACGGCGAAGACUACAAAGAUAUCUUUGACUUUGUGGACUUUGGACAGGAAGCGAACCUCUUCCUUAUGGCUGUGGGGUCAAGGAGAGAGCCAACCAAGAAUGAGAUUGCUCGUAUGCUGGUGAAAGAGCCCGCUCGUAUCUCUGCCGCAUUCCAGAGCUCUGACAAGUACUUGAUGCUUCUACGGACUCUUGCCGAGCAUCUCUCCGUGCUGAAGAAGGACCGAGAACUUUUCAGUGAUAUGAAGAGGGCCAAGUUCCUGUUAGCCAGUCGUGAUAUCCCUCCGCAGGCCACAGCUCAGAAUGGCAAAGCUAAGUCUAGUGAGAAGGAUAGCACAGAUGCGGAUGAAGACUUGGAUAUCAGAGAAUGGAAUCUCUCAACAGCAAAGGAAAUCGUUGUUGUAGAUGACUUCCAGAGCUUCAACCUCUUCAAAGAGCAUAUCUUUGCUGCGCCGCAGGAGGAAGCUUUGGAAAAUUUCUACGUCGCUCUGGGAGCAGUUCCCCUGAGCAGCCUCGUUGAAGAACAAGCGCGAUUCGGUGGCGUGGCGGCUGAUCAGAGCUCGGGUGCUAAGUUACACAAAGUGAUUCUCGAGCGUGUACGUCUCUUCUUGCACGAUCAGCCCGCUGAUUCUAUUCAGCAUGGAGCCAGGUGGCUGGAGACUAGUUUUGUGGUGCAAGUGGUGAAUUCGAUCACGUUGACACGUUCACUGAAAGGUCGGAGGGCAUCUCAUACCCAGAAGCGAAGUGCCAUUGUGGCACGAUUGUCUAACAACUGGGGAUUGUGUAUUUGCCCGGGCAAAUAUGAUCUCUACGAGAUCAGUCAAUCACUUGUCCAUUUGAUUCUCAAGCGGCCAAAGCUCCAUUCCACCCUGACCCUGGAGAUGCUGUUGAAGACUGAUCUUCUGGAGCUACGUGCUCGUGGUUACAACGUGGAGCGUAUUCUCCGGCAAAAGGCCCACGAAGCCCGGAUGGCAGAGGAUAAACGCCAAAAGCAGUUGGAGGAGGAGAGACGGGCGUUGAAAGAAAAGGAAGCGGCAUGGGCCGAGGCUCAAGCGCAACGAGCCCAAGAGGAGCAGCCCGAAUCAAAUUCACAGACCCCUAUGCCUGGUGUCUUCCCCGAGUCACCGAAUGCUACAUCCUCGGUGGACCAAACACCUGCUGCACCAACUGGGGCUGCUAUACCCGAGAGAACUCCUCGUGGCUUAUUUGCGAACCUGUCGAAGCGAUUCGGCCUGGACAAGAACCAAUCUUCUUCGAUGCCUGAACAGUCACGCUCCUUGCUCCCGGAGUCUGCUACGCCUCCGCCACCACCACCUUAUUCCGCCGAGGAUCCCAAAAAUAAACGCCCGGAACAGCCGGUAAAUGUCAGUUCCCCACACCGGUUGAACCAGGAACUUCUCUCCGCCGUUCAGGCUUGUCGGCCUCACGGAUCAUCGGAUGUGUACAGUCGGCCCGAGACGAACCAAAUCUCAGAGAGCAAGUCUUACUGCGAUGAGAGACCGAGCCACGAUCUGGAGUUUGUUGCUACUCUCCCCAGCGGGGUGAACGUGUUGUUUGUCCGAACCAUAACCGAUCGAUCUACCUUCCUCGCAAACAACCGAACUGGCAUUAACCUUUUCGCAUCAGUUCUUUUGGACUGCGGUUCCAUCUUCUCAAUGCGUGCCGACAGCUUGAGUAUCUUCUAUGAUCCCGGUGGCAAGACUAUUGCUUUCAACCGGGCGGGCAGCAUCUUCUGCAAUUACUUCUACUUCCAGCAGUUGCAGGAGCAGGCUCUCCUCCAGAGCGCGACCCCCGACCGUACUGACGCAAUUGUCUACUGGUGGGUGAUUCUGUGUCACGAAUUGGCUCACAAUCUUGUGGGUGAUCAUAGCUCUGCGCAUAGCUACUACACCGAGGGCUUUGUGGCUCAAUACUUCCCCAGAGUGGCAGCCAAGCUCGCCACCCUUCCACAGCAGCAGCAACAGCCGCAGCCGCAGUAG